UGCAACUGUAUGCAAUUCUCUCCGCGGGUGGAGCGACUUUCUCUCGACCGAACUGUGAAAUCUGCUGCUUUCUAAUACAUCGGUUUAUGUCCUAUGGAUGUAUGGGACUCUGAGCCUCUGGAGGAGUCGCUGUAGAAUCAUUUUCCUUCGGUAUUUGACUUCCAUUUGAAGAAUAUUUCUGAAACGGAUGUACCUGAAAAACACUCCCCCGGCACUGACAGACCACCGCGGGAAAUUGUUGGUACUUCCUCUGCAAUGAAGUCUUGGCGCGACAUUACAGUUGUAAACAACAGGAGGACAGAUAACAAUACCCAAACGGGAACUGCUUAAGGUAUUGAGACAAAGUAAUACCUGAAAGAAUGGAGGACUUUGACAUCAAUGAUGCCCCUGGCCUCUUUGUACCUGAUGACAAUGAAGACUCUGUGGAUAUCUAUGAUGGCCUGGACCUCAGUUUUAGCAACAGCAAAGCGAAACCAUCACCAAAGGCUUCUCAGCUGAAAGAAUCGAUGGAUCUUUAUGAAGAGAUCGUCACAGAGGAACAGCACAGCAGAGAGACAUCGUACUCUGAGCUCAAGUCCAGAUUCCACGCAGCUCAGAACCAAAUCAAAGAGCUGCGCAGGAGGGUGGAGCAGAUGGAGAUCCAGAACAAGGGGUUGAACAAUGAGAACUUCUGUCUGAAAAAGAACAUCUGUGCACUCCUACAAACGGCCAGACAGGAGGUGCUACGAAAAGAUGCUGAGAUCCAGAGGCUCAACCAACUGUCAGUCAAAGGUCACCAUCAUCUUCCAUCUCGCAUGAAUUGGGAUCAAAAGUCCUCUAGUCAGACAUCCACAGGCAGCUCCAAGAGCAGGCCGCCUCGUCCUGCACCCUCCAAUCUUCAGCCACCUUUUUCAUCCUCCAGUCUUCAGCCACCUCCUCCUCCUAAAACCGCUAGUCUUCAGCCACCUCCUCCUCCUAUAACCGCUAGUCUUCAGCCACCUCCUCCUCCUAAAACCGCUAGUCUUCAGCCACCUCCUCCUAAACUCUCCAGUCUUCAGCCACCUCCUCCUCCACCCCCCAGGCUUCAGCCACCCCCAUCCAUUCCUCGUCCCCCUCUUCCGCCUCUACCAACUUUACAUCCAAGCAAGGAUCAGCCUCCAGGGGGUCCUCCUCCACCCUACAGAAAAGAAAGUGAUAUCUCUGCUCAUCAGCUCAGUGGAUCCAGCAGGAAAUCCAGCAGCCGCUCAUCCUCCCAAGAGAGUCGGUCGGACAAACACAAGUCCAAGCACAGAGAGGGAAAAUGUCCAAGUCAGAAACUCUCUGAAUCAACAGAGAGAAGACAUAGAAGUGGUUCAGAUCCCAACAGGGACAGCUCUGCCCCCGACAAAAACAGGUCUCACAAAGAUUCAGGACGAAGACAUGACUCCAGAUCGAGUAAGAGCAGGAGCAACCUACCUGAUGAGGGGCACCACAGAUCAGACCGGUCCAAAAGCCCUCCACAGGUGGGUGCAAUUUCCUGUGAUGACAAGAAAGGAAGAGGUAGAGCAAGGAGGAAAGAUUCAGCCAAAACAUCAGACUCUGAACGUAGCUACUGCUCUAAAGAGGGCCAUGGUCGACAGCAUAAAAUAAUUAAGACGAGUGACGAGAGAAGAAAUUCAGACUCAAGGGACCGGAAAAAGUCCUCCUCAAACCAUCUUCCAGAGCGCAGGGAGUCCUCCAAAGAACGGGGAGGGGAGAGAUCGUCAAAGGAUUGUGAGAAGAAGGAGGAUAGACGACGUGAAGAUAAAAUCAGCAGGAAAAUUCAGAGGAGCGUCCCGACAGAGAUGGGCAGAGAACUUGAGGAUGUGAGGUGCGACCGAGGUAGAGCGGAGGUCAGCAGUAAGGAAAGUCAAGAAAAGACCCACGUGACCUUAAAGGGAGCACCCAAAGAGCCGAGUGUCACAGAGAAAAGCUCCGGGGAGGAAAACAGUCCUAACAGGAAGCUGUGUUUCAUGGAAACAUUGAAUCUAACCCUCUCGCCAAUCAAGAAGCCGCUCAUGCCCGUCACCGAGGGCGACCCAACACAAGUAGUUGAAAACGCACCAGAUGAUGAGAGUUCACAGCCUGACAUCGAGGACAUGUGUGUGAUUGAUGAACUAGAAGCAGAAGAUGUUGCAGAACCAUCUUUAGAUUCCCAGAAAACCUCUCGUUCCAAGAGUUGCGAUGAUCCAAAAGAUGUCCAGGAAAAAGACAAACAGAAGAGUGAAAGUCCUGCAGCUGAUCAGCAACUUCAAGACAUUGUAUCCCAGACCUCAUCAGCUCAAAGCCAACUGCCAGAAACCGAGAGGAAUCUCAAGGCAACAUCCCCAAAGAGCAUUUCUUUAAAAGCAGAAAAUGAGGAUAAAAGCAAGGUGGUGUCACAUGGUUGUGGGUCUGUGAAGGCUGCUAAAGAACAACACACCGGACAUCCUCCUUCACAAACACUACCUCCUAUUGUAGACCCCAUUGAUUCAAGUGUAGAACUCAAGUGUGGAUCUCCUAAAUCUGCAGAACAGAAAAGCCCCGCUGUGGAUUCAGUCAGAGAAGAUGAAGCUUCUUCACCCACAUCGGAACAUCCUGAAGCUGUAGAUGUUCCUGACCGAGCCUUCCAGGAAGUUUCUCCCAUAGUUCUACCUCAGGACCAGCUGUGUCCUCCUGAUGGCCAUCCCAAGAAAGAUGCUCCUUGUGAUGUUCCUAAAGAAGCGGACGCUGUAUCCAGUACAAUAACCCUCGAAUCACUUCCUCAAGAAGGGCUGAGUCUACCUGAGGCCAUUUUUGUUUUGACACAGCGAAACGAGGACAGCAUCGCCGUUGAACCCAGCUCCUCCACCAGCUGCAUCGCCGUGUCCAAAGUCAGCAGCACCACAGAGGAGCCCGCGGGGGGGCCACAGAAGCACCUCCUGUUCACACCAAAGAAGAUAUUCUCUCCUGCGACCAGUCGGGGGAAUAAAGUGACGCCUUCCAGUUCCGUGCCAUUACUCCACGAUGAGGACUCCAUGAUGCACACACUGAGCAAUCUGAAGACCAUCCCUGAUGCGAUAAGCCCCCUGAGGAGCCCCAUCAGGUUCUCCAAGAGAAACCACCUCCACCUCCACAGCAAGCCGGGGCAUGUCAAGAGCCUUCAGAAAGACUUCUCCAGCACAGCUCUCGCUGAAUCCUCAAAGAAGUUGGAUGUAAACAAAGAAAACAAAUAUCCCGGUUCUCCUGCAAACCAUGACACACCGAACUCAGUGGACAAGGUGUCCGACCCGCCUUCAAGUACCUCCGACACCGACCUGGAGGAAGGAGAGAUAUUAAGCGAGAGUGAUGAGGUGGCUUCAGACUCUGCUGUUCCUGCAAACAAGAAGCUAGCGAAGCCCAUGCGACCCGUCAGAAACAAAGCAAGUCCUCAGUCUGUGUUGAAGUGGAAAUCUGAAGCAAGCUGUGUUGCAUCCAAAAAAGUCAUAGAAACAGUAGGAGUAUCAACACGGAGUCCGAAGAGUCGUUUUAAAACAGUUUGUCCCGCAGCCACCAAGGCUUCUUUUUCCACUGUGGAGGAAGUGAUGGAGACGUUCAAGGUGGUCCGUGCUGAGAUCCGAAAAAAGUACAUGAAGCUCCACAAAACCUUCCCCAAGAAGAGCUUCUAUGGAGUGAUGGAGAACUUCCAGGAGUCUUUUUUAGAAUUCGUAGAGGGGGCUCAUUUGGGUCAGAUAUGCAGUCAGGCAGUGGAGCUAAAAUCCAAACUGAAGAAUUUAAUUACAUGUGUGUUUAGCAAACUGUCGAACAAUGGUAUUGUGAAACGCAUCUUUGAGCAGCAGGCGGUGGAUCUGAAGCAGAGGCUGUGGGACUUUGUGAAUGUCCAAGUUGACUUCUUGUUCAAAGACAUUGACACUACACUGAAAAGCCUGUGCAACCAAAGAGCUCAGACUGAGGACAAGAGGCCCGCUGGAAAUAAGAAAGAGUCCGAACAGCCCCCUAUGAAGAAGCAAUGUCAACAUCUGGACACGCAGUCGCCUCCCAGCAGCUUGAAUCGAAUGAUGCCCAGUCCUGUGGUGCCUUACAGAACAGGCCUUGGAAGCAGAGGCAAAGAUAUCAGAAUCACACAAGAGGAGAAAGACAGCAGUGUUCCCCCACAUCUAGCACAAACUGUGGCCGUCUACCGUCCUCCCAAGAAUAUCCCUUCAACUCCAGAGAAAAGUAGCAUGUCGUCUUUGUUACCUCCGAAUGGUUCUUUGCUGGACAAAACUGACUUUGAGCUUCUCACAGAGCAGCAAGCCUCCAGCUUAACAUUCAACCUGGUGAGGGACUCUCAGAUGGGAGAGAUUUUCAAGUGUCUCCUGCAAGGAUCCGACUUACUGGAGAGCAGCGGCAUCACCGGAGACAACACAGUGUGGUCCCUGAGCACACCGAGGAAGGACGGAGAGAGACUCCUCAGCAUCACUACUCCAACUAAAUUCGACUCCCCGUCUAAGCUGCUUUCCCCGACCAAAUAUGGGACUCCCUCGAAACUUAUCGCCACGUGGUCCAGCCUUUCACCUCGCAAGAUGUCCUCCCCACACUCCAAAGGUCGGAUACACCUGAAUCCGGCUUUGUUCGACGAGAGCUGCCUGUUAGAGGUUCCGUCAGAGAACAGAUCUUCACAGAGGUCCUAUUCCAUUCUGGCUGAAGACCUCGCGGUGUCCCUCACCAUCCCAUCGCCCCUCAAGUCCGACAGCCACCUCAGCUUCUUGCAGCCAUCCAGCAUGCACCUCAUGUCCACUCCGGAUAGCGUCAUCAGCGCUCACAUCAGCGAGGAUGCUCUGCUGGAGGAGGACGACGCGUCGGAGCAGGACAUUCAUUUGGCCCUGGACACAGACAACUCCAGCUGCGAUUCCAGCUGCAGCGACGUGCUCGCCACACCUUUCCUCUUCAAGCCCGACCUACCCAUGCAGGCGCUGGUGAUGGAGAGAUCCAACGAUCAUUUCAUCGUGAAGAUCCGUCCUGCGACCGCAGAUACCACAAUCACUGGUGAAGACAGCUUCAAUCACACCCUACUAGAAGAAAACCAGCAACAUAUUGCAGAGGACAUGAAAACAGGCAGUCAAGAAAUUGCAAUUUUGUCAGACAGAUCGUGGAAUCGUACAACUUCAAAUGCCUCAUCUGAAAACAGUCUGUCUGGGAUCUGUCACAACACCAAAGCAGAUAUCCAGCCCUCUCAGGAGGAAAGCUUAACACUAACAAAGGAUUCAUACCACAAAAAAGACUCUCCACCUCAAAAUCCCUCAGAGGGUUCACAGAAACAGUCAGUGAAGAAUCAGACUAAAGCCACUCCUCCAGACAGCUUUCACAAAGCUGCUCAAAGCUCUGAGCACUUCAACCAGGCACCCAGCAGAGAGGAAAUCUCCCUCUCUGCUGAGGAUAAAUCAAAUCAAACACACCACAGAGAAAAACGCAUGACAACGCAACAAAGUCCCUCCAAAGCUCUUUCAUCCAAUUCUCAGAAUAAGACGAGAUGCUCUGACACAGUGCUCUCCGAUCACAGUUCACCUUCUCAGAGCUCUGACACAAAUCAAGGAAGCCAAGAGUCUGCAUCACAUGUUUCAAUCUCCGGGGCCGUUGGAACAGAGGGAAGUCUCACCGUUGCAGAGGAAACUCCAGAGAAAGGCCGAAGGCAUCUUGACAGGAAUAGGAAACGUAAGAAGCACCAGGAGGAAUCAAAAGCCAAGAGGCUCAGGAAGCAGGAGGAGCAAAGCUCGGAGGAGAUGGAGUCGCUCUGCAGGACCGAUGACGGAGAGUCCAGAGCCUCCCCUGCAUCUCUGUCCCCCAGCAGUCUCUAUGCCAAGAACGUGAUCAGGAAGAAGGGCGAGGUGGUAGUGGCAUGGACCAGAGAUGAAGAUCGAGCGAUCCUUAUCACGCUGAAGACAAAAGGAGCUUCACGAGAGACUUUCUCUGCGUUGUCUGAGAAGCUCAAUAAGCCCUCAGAGCAGAUUGCUCACAGAUUCAACCAGCUCAUGAAGCUUUUUAAGAAGCAGGAAAAGAUGGACCCUUGAUCCCUCUGACUGUUAUUGCAAUAAUUCUUCAUGUACUGUGGUACCAACACCGGCACUGAACCAAUGGGGGGUCGUUACAAGUCCCUGUGGGUGGAAAAGUUGUAGUUUCUGCCACCAUCUUCUGGACAUUGAAGUGGACAAAAAGGACUCUCUUUCAGCACCACGGAUGAGAUAGAUUGAUGUGAACAGCCAAUAAAAAUAAAGUCACCAUCAGUGUUAUUGUUUCUGAUGCACUUUUGAAGUGAUCAUUCCCAAAUUGGUAUUGUUGUUUAUCAUCCUGAUGCAUCUUGCAUCUACUCGUAUGUUUCUCUCAGUACAGUGAGGAAAAACUGCCUUCAAACUAAGCUACUUCCAGGCUCCAGUGCUAGUACGCUCAGAUGUUUCUGCAUGAAAUGACAGGGGGAGGCUCACUGGAAACUACUUGAAGCAGCACCCAUCAGUAGACCGAGCAGUGCGACUGAUAGGUCCAAUUCAUGUAUAGGACAGUACUGUUAAUACAAAUGACACAUUUUAUCUGUUUGUUUGAUUUAUUCUUUUACUUUUUUUGAGUGGAAUGCAAUAUUGUGUGUAGUUCUUUACUAAAAAUAAAGUUUUAUUUAUUUA
Messenger RNA from Eleginops maclovinus (Patagonian blennie), 6608 nucleotides. It is a transcript of the gene casp8ap2, whose product is annotated as caspase 8 associated protein 2. The transcript has 10 exons. Gene Ontology annotation, cellular component: PML body; mitochondrion. The record is from RefSeq and is a predicted model, not a curated record. Gene Ontology annotation, molecular function: transcription corepressor activity. Gene Ontology annotation, biological process: Fas signaling pathway; extrinsic apoptotic signaling pathway via death domain receptors. The coding region runs from base 360 to 6005 and encodes 1881 amino acids. Lineage: Eukaryota; Metazoa; Chordata; Actinopteri; Perciformes; Eleginopidae.